GACAUUCUCUAGCUUGUCCACUUGGUAAGGUACAAAAGAUGACACUGCCCGCGCUCACUGAACCGAGUACAAACUGUCGAUCUUCAAUCACUCUUUGACUAUCCAGCUCGCCAUGUCUUUCUCUCGCCUUUAUUUCCUGACAGCCUUUGCUGCUCUGCUCUCACUGGCCAAGUCAGACAACGACGAUGGCACAGUAUUCGACCCCGAUUCCAUCUGCUACUCUUACGGAGUUGACUUUGUAGAUGAGGGCCACUACUUCAUCAAUUCUCAGUCUACUGAGCAAUUCUCUGCUGUCAGCACGUUCCAGGGGUGCAAUACGGGCGAAGCAGAUAUCCUGCUGGUCGACCCCAACAAUACCGAGUAUCUUUGUGAUGACAUUCCCACAACGCCAGACAACACGAAGCAGCUGUCCACAUGCCCAAUCCAAAAGAGCCAGAUGUCUUCAGGCCACUGGAUCUUGCUGAUUCUGGGUAACAAUGGUGAAUAUCCAGCUCAACCUUUCGCAUGGCAGCGUGAUCUUUACCUUACCAUCGGUACACAAGUAACGAGCACAUACACGCCAACAAUUACCGCUACAUUCUCCGUCAUCUCAAUCAUCACAAAGACACAGACCACAACGUCUAUACUCGUGACUCAGGUCGGCCCCUUCACAACCUCCACCAUCCCCAGCGCCACAGCCAAGAAAACCAAGACGAUCACACCCAAAGUUGUCACGACCACCUCCACAAAGACUUUAACCAAGACGUCAUUGACAGCGACUCGAGUGUUCAGUACUACCACCCAGACAGCGACAGCGACUUGCAAAUUGCCUGGCCAACCGCUACCCGAUAAGCCAUGUCGCUACACCCCAACUCGUCUUCACCCUGCUGCCUUGGCUACACCCACCACAAUCUCCAAGCAGCGCUACAUGCGCCGUACCGACCGACCUGUCGAUUAUGAAUGGGCACGCGCCCGCAUUGAGGCAGCCAAGCAGAGGCGCAAUGAGAAGGCAAGAGGUCUUCAGCGCCGUGCCCCCGAUUCCGCGACCACAACCAUCACAGCCGCGACUCCUAUCACUAUGACCACUACUGUUACCGCUGAGGCGACCACUACUAUCGAAACUGUUCUUAUCACUUCGACCAGCACGUCUGAGCUACCACCUGCCACUGUUUACUUUGGAGUGUAUACGUCUACAACCACCUUGCCGACACCUACACAGACCUAUCUCAGGCUCGGCUGGGCUACUACUACGAGUACAAUCACAUGGGGAGCCACGUUCACGCGGUACACGACCGUCACUCCAUCAGCUUCAGCCUCUGCUUGCAAGCAGGCUGGUGGCCACUUCUGAGCGGACAUUCCUUCAUUGAUUGCUUCCUGACUUAGCGUUUGUUCUCUCGAUCUAUACCACAGGAUUGCUUCUCAUAGACACGUAGCACGUAUUUACAACUAAUUCCAACAACUCAUCAGCUCCGCA
Didymella exigua CBS 183.55 is the source of this 1453-nucleotide messenger RNA. RefSeq lists its product as uncharacterized. The record is from RefSeq and is a predicted model, not a curated record. The coding region runs from base 113 to 1327 and encodes 404 amino acids. The transcript has 2 exons. Lineage: Eukaryota; Fungi; Ascomycota; Dothideomycetes; Pleosporales; Didymellaceae.